AUGCCUGACCCCGACCCAGUGGCUGACCCAACUGGUUUCGGCAGGUUUCACGGCGGAGGUGGUCAUGACUUCCACAGGGGUCACGGCCAUGGAUUAUCGAUGAUUUUGGCCUUGUUUGUGGCCCUAGCAGGCUUGGUGACCCUGACCAGUGCCAUGCCUGAGCCUGACCCUUUGGCUAACCCUAACCCCGUGGCUGACCCCGAUCCCUUCAAAUUCAAAGGCGGGGGAUUCCGAAGGGGACAUGGAGGUUUCAGGCGGGGCUACGGAGGCCACGGAGGUUUCAGGCGGGGCUACGGAGGCUACGGAGGUUUCGGAGGUUUCGGCAAGAAGAAGUUCGGCUAA
Penaeus chinensis is the source of this 342-nucleotide messenger RNA. RefSeq names its product cold and drought-regulated protein CORA-like. NCBI's taxonomy places the organism in Eukaryota, Metazoa, Arthropoda, Malacostraca, Decapoda, Penaeidae. Bases 1 to 342 code for a protein of 113 amino acids. The transcript has 2 exons. The record is from RefSeq and is a predicted model, not a curated record.